This is a messenger RNA of Oryza sativa Japonica Group (Japanese rice), 3099 nucleotides long. Its product is annotated as DNA ligase 1. Gene Ontology annotation, molecular function: DNA binding; DNA ligase (ATP) activity; ATP binding. Gene Ontology annotation, cellular component: mitochondrion; nucleus. The record is from RefSeq and is a predicted model, not a curated record. Gene Ontology annotation, biological process: DNA biosynthetic process; lagging strand elongation; DNA recombination. Lineage: Eukaryota; Viridiplantae; Streptophyta; Magnoliopsida; Poales; Poaceae.
AUGUUCCUCCUCCGCGCCACCGCCACCUCCACCUCCACCGCCGCCUCCGCCGCCGCCGCCUCGCUCCUCCUCCGAUGCCACCACCCGCUCUCCCCGCCGCCUAGAACCCUAGCCCUCGCCCUCCCCGCUCGCCCUCCCCCCGCCCUCCUCCUCCCCUCCCGCUUCCGCCUCUCCUCCUCCGCGUCCUCCUCCUCCCGACGCCGCGCGACCGGUGCCGCAUCCGCAUCCGCGGGCGCGGGCGCGGGGAAGGGGAAGGGGAAGGGGGGCAAGUCCAGCGGGGGGAAGGCGGCGGCCGCGGCGGCGGCGGGAGGAGCGGCCAUGUCGGCCUCGGCGGGUGGGGGUGGAGGUGGGGGAGGGAAGCGGACGGUGGCGGAUGUGCUGAUGGGGAACGCGCGGGACGCGGCGAGGAAGGCGAAGAAGGGGGCGGCGCCGUCGCCGAAGAAGCUGAAGACGCAGCCCCAGCCCGCCGCGGAGGCGGAUGGCGGCGCGGUGGCGAAGCCGGAGGAGAAGCCGCAUUCGCCGGUGAAGCCCAAGCGGUCGUCCUCGCCGACUAAGUCCAACUCGCCAGGUGAGGGGAAGAGGUCCGAAUCGGUGGCUGCUGGCGCGAAACCGGAGGCGAAGGAGAAGCCCUCGCCGAAGAAGCCUAAAACCCUAGGUGCCAAAUCCGACACCAAGUCCUCCGCGGAAGGCGUUGAGAAGGAGAAGAGGAGGUCACCAUCUCCGACGAAGGCAAAAGCGCUAGCUUCUGAAUCCCAGGACAUAAAGAAGCCCUCCUCACCUAAGAAGACCAAAGCCUUGGAUGCCCCCAAGUCUGAGGAAAAGGACACCACCCUCGAGCUCAAGAAGAAGGGCAGUGAAUUCAAUCCCAUGGCUGCUGCUUAUUGGAGCCCCGAGGAGCCCGUGCCGUUCCUGUUCCUCGCUCGGGCACUUGACCUCAUCUCUAAUGAGUCUGGAAGGAUUGUUAUCACGGAGAUCCUAUCGAAUGUAUUCCGCACGGUGAUUGCCACAACACCAGAGGAUCUCCUCGCGACAGUAUACCUCUCAGCCAACCGGAUUGCGCCGCCUCAUGAAGGGACUGAACUUGGAAUUGGGGAUGCAUCAAUUAUCCGUGCACUUGCGGAGGCAUACGGCCGCAGAGAGGAGCAUGUCAAGAAGAACCUAAAGGAGUUGGGCGAUUUGGGGCUUGUUGCAAAAGCAAGCAGGUUGUCACAGAAGAUGAUGUACAAACCGAAACCACUGACGAUCUCACAUGUACUUGCAAAAUUCCGGACAAUUGCAAAGGAAUCAGGCAAAGAUAGUCAAGAUAAGAAAAGAAAUCAUAUCAAAGGACUUCUCGUUGCCGCAACUGACUGUGAACCUCAAUACAUUACACGACUACUUCAGUCGAAGAUGAGGAUUGGGUUAGCAGAAAAAACCGUCCAGAUGGCUCUUGGGCAAGCUGCUGUGUAUUCUGAAAAACAUUCUCCACCGUCAAAAAUCCAAUCCCCUUUUGAAGAGGCUGCAAAAAUAAUUAAACAAGUAUAUUCAGUUCUUCCAAUAUACGAUAAAAUUGUCCCAGCUAUUCUAGAAGUUGGUGUUUGGAAACUUCCAGAGAUAUGCAGUUUUUCUAUUGGUGUUCCUGUUGGUCCUAUGUUGGCAAAAGCAACAAAGUCUGUCUCAGAGAUCAUAGACAAAUUUCAGGGUCUUGAGUACACUUGUGAGUACAAGUAUGAUGGUGAACGGGCUCAGAUACAUUGCCUGGAAGAUGGAUCAGUAGAGAUCUAUAGUCGUAAUGCUGAGAGGAACACUGGGAAGUAUCCUGAUGUUGUUGAUGCGGUUUCUAGAUUCCGGAAGCCUACAGUCAAAUCAUUUGUCUUGGACUGUGAAAUUGUUGCUUAUGACCGUGAAAAGAAGAAAAUAUUACCUUUUCAGAUACUUAGCACACGGGCCCGCAAGGGUGUUACCAUAAGUGAUAUCAAAGUGUCAGUCUGUACUUUUGGCUUUGAUAUUCUUUACAUCAAUGGCAAGCCUCUUCUCCAGGAACAACUGAAAGUUCGACGAGAGCAUCUUUACAACUCCUUUGAGGAAGUACCAGGUGUUUUUCAAUUGGCAACUUCAAUUACAUCAAAUGACCUCGAGGAGAUACAAAAAUUUCUUGACACAGCUGUCAACUCCAGUUGUGAAGGGUUGAUUAUCAAGACAUUGGAUAAGGAUGCUACAUAUGAGCCAGCAAAACGAUCGAACAAUUGGUUGAAAUUGAAGAAAGACUACAUGGACAGCAUUGGAGACUCUUUGGAUUUGGUGCCAAUUGCUGCCUUUCAUGGGAGAGGAAAACGUACAGGUGUAUAUGGAUCAUUCCUCCUGGCAUGUUACGAUGAGCAGAACGAAGAAUACCAAACAAUCUGCAACAUAGGCACUGGAUUUUCUGAGCAACAGCUUGAGGAGCGUUCUGUGAGCCUUCGAACUAAAGCAAUACCAAAACCAAAGGCAUACUAUAGGUUUGCUGACACAAUGGACCCAGAUGUGUGGUUUGAGCCUUCAGAGGUUUGGGAGGUGAAAGCUGCUGAUUUGAGCAUUAGUCCUGUGCAUCGUGCUGCCAAUGGUAUAGUUGAUCCGAACAAGGGCAUCUCCCUAAGAUUUCCUCGCUUGUUACGUGUUCGUGAUGAUAAAAAUCCAGAACAGGCAACCACAUCUGAGCAAGUUGCUGAUAUGUACCGUGCACAAAAGAUAUACCAUGCGAACAACAAUAACGAUGAUGAGGAUGAUGACUAGACUAUGAGGCCACUAACAAGAGUUCAUGUCCAGGAUUUCGUUUCGUCUUGGCCUCGACGUUCUGAUUGGUUGACAUGUAGCGUUUUAGGUGCGAGAUUCGUAAUGUGAUUCUUUUUUUUUCACACGCUAAAUCCAAACUGGUGGUGCGGUGUUGCACAGUAGGGAAUUGAAGAGCAUGGCCGCGUCGCUCGUGUGGCGCUAAUACAAACCUUCCUGUUAACCUGAGAUGUACAUACAUGAUAACAUGAGUGACCCUUCGAUUGGCAAGGGCACUGUUUGAUUUUUAUCUAGACAUGCACUGUUUGAUUUUUUUUAAAAAAAAUCCAUCGUUCACUGAUGUUCUAAACA